Messenger RNA from Cyprinodon variegatus (sheepshead minnow), 2812 nucleotides. RefSeq names its product transmembrane protein 115 (gene tmem115). The record is from RefSeq and is a predicted model, not a curated record. The transcript is spliced from 3 exons. Gene Ontology annotation, cellular component: Golgi apparatus; membrane. Gene Ontology annotation, biological process: retrograde vesicle-mediated transport, Golgi to endoplasmic reticulum. Lineage: Eukaryota; Metazoa; Chordata; Actinopteri; Cyprinodontiformes; Cyprinodontidae. Bases 937 to 2100 code for a protein of 387 amino acids.
ACAUCCACUGCUGAUGACGCUGGUAAAUGGCUGGAAAGCGAAGGUGUCUGAUUAAACAACACCAUUUUACCCAGGCAGAAUUUCUUUCUAAGGACAAAAGACCAACAAAAAACAGAAAUGAAGAUUAAGGACAUAACAUUCGGUGAAGUUUAUUGGAAAAUACGGAGAUACUGAAGCGUCUCUAACAGUGUUUUCUGGGCCUGUUGCUAACGACGGGAAAUCCUCGGGCUGUCGGCAGGCAAACACCGGGGCGACGGAGAGCAGAGGACCGAAGACCGGAGCUCCAGGCUGCUGCUCGACCGCCAACAGUUUUCAUUGACUAACUUCUUCUAAUUUUCAGAGAAACUCUCAUUCUCAAACUUUGUUGCGGUUAUAGAUAAACCACCGCAGUUUGAUAGUUUACCAAGCCUUAGCAGUCCGAUGUUUACCUUUUAAUACAACCAGAAUCCCUGAAGAUAGAAGGCUGGUUUGUUUCAGCUUAAAAAAAUUACAUUUUUAACUCCCAAGUUCGUUCCGAAAAGUUUUGAGAGAUCGUUUGUAUCCUUGUGUAUCUCAGUGAAAGUUGUUAGCUUGGUAGCUAACCCAUAAAGCUGUCUAGCUGUCGCACACUUCAGGCUGAAAUGCGAAGUUUGUUAGCCUGAUGGACUGUCCUGUGAUGGCUUGCUCAAUAAUCCAGUGUUUGACUCCGAACUUAUGAUGCAACUUGCUUUAUCUUGAAGGCAAACCCCUGAUCUGAAGGAUUGCAGAACCUGAAUAGCUUUAUUCAGCCUGGAUGAAUGCUCACAGGAAAGGUUGGAUUUCACAGUUGUCUGAACUCGCAGGUUUCUCCUGUUCUGCUAGUCAUCAUUGACCCUUCAGAAACAUCUGCUUGACCAGAAAGAGAUAAUUUCCUUAGAUCUAUUUGCUCCAGGAAGAUCCUCAUCCUAACAUAUUAAAAUGAAUCGUUAUCUGCCUGUUGCACGGCAGCACUUCCUGGCUGCCCUUGCCAGCACCAGUGUGGUGGUGAAAACCAUCAGUGCUGUGGUGGUCCUCCUCUACCUGCUCUCCUGGGCUGCUGACACCUCCUAUGCUCUGGGGGUGACUCCUGGCUACCUAUUUCCGCCCAACUUCUGGGUGUGGACUCUAGCGACCCACGGGCUGGUGGAGAGGCAUGUGUGGGGCGUGGCAGCCAAUGUGGGGACAGUCAUGGCCUGUGGGCGCCUCCUGGAGCCAUUGUGGGGUGCUCUGGAGCUGCUGAUCUUCUUUGCUGUGGUAAAUGUGUCUGCAGGACUCCUUGCAGGCCUCUCCUACCUCCUCACCUACGUUGCCACCUUUGACCUGGAUUACCUGUUUGCUGUGCGCAUCUAUGGAGCCGGAGGUUUCUUGGGAGGUGUCCUGGUGGCUCUGAAGCAGACCACGGGGGACACCACCGUGCUCAGAGUUCCACAGGUGAGACUCAAAGCUGCUCCAGCUUUGGUCCUCCUCCUCCUGGCCUUGCUGCGAUUGUCUGGUUUGCUCGACACCUGUGCCCCGCUGGCUGCCUACAGUUACGGUGCUCUGUCUGGCUGGGUGUACCUGCGCUUCUACCAGAGACACAGCCGGGGCCGCGGGGACAUGUCAGACCACUUUGCCUUUGCCAGUUUCUUCCCUGAGGCGGUUCAGCCGGCGGUGGGCCUGCUUGCUGGGCUCGUGCAUGCUGCUUUGGUGAAGAUAAAGGUGUGCAGGAAGAUGGUCAAGAGAUAUGAUGUGGGGGCUCCCUCCUCCAUUACUAUCAGCCUGCCAGGGACGGACCCACAGGAUGCAGAGAGACGGAGACAACUGGCCCUGAAAGCUCUGAACGAACGUCUAAAGCGAGUGGAGGACCAGUCCGCUUGGCCCAGCAUGGACGACGAGGAAGAUGAUGAGGACGACGAGGUCCGAACCGACACCCAGCCGCUCCUCUCUGGUGGGCGUGACGCCUCGUCCUCCUCACUGAGAACAUCCGGUGGGCCCGCAGGUGCUUCCCUCUCCUCCGCCUCCCCAUCGUCGGCAUCACAGAGCACUGGGACAGCAUCUUCAGGCGGCGUGCAACACUCCGAGUCCAGCAUUAUCACCUUUGAGGACGCAAGCUCCAGAUCAUAGCAAGAUGAAGCCUGGUUAAUGGAGAUGCACGCUCUGGUCGGUGUCACAGACGAGUAUACUGGCGCUUCAAGUGCCCCUGACUAGUAUACAUUCAGUAACGAUGGUUAGAUGUCGAUAUUUCACUCUACACACAACAUCUUUGAUGAGUUAACAUAUAAAAUUGUGCUCUCGCAAACUCUCAGACUUUGAAGUGCUUUCAGUUGGGAGCAAACGCUCAGUGCAUUUUGACAAACUAAUAACUUAGUCCCUAUUCUCCUUUCAAAAUAAAAUACAUCUGUAUGUUAGGACCAAGUCCCAGCCUGCAGGACCCCGAUCACUGCUACAUGUGUUUCACCUUUCUAAUAUCUCAGAACUAUUGUGCAAAUCUCUUUUUCCCUGUCUUUUCUGAACAGCCAUAUUUGUUGUAUUGCCUGCUCUGCUACAAGAACAUGAUUAACACCAGAGACGAACGCUGAAGUUGGUGUUUCUUUGAGUGCAGACAGAAUGCUUUCCAGUGACACAAGACGCUGGUUUGUUGGUUCCAGAUGUACCACCAGCUAAGUGACGCAAUGCACGGACAGCGAAAAGGUGUCGCCAACCUGCUGAAACUGAGCAAAGAUGCUGCUAUUGAACGGCCACACCAAACUUAGAGACUCGAAGACGAGCCAGAUCGAACGUGUUCUCUCCCAGAUGAAGGUGCUGUGGAACCACAGAGAGAAAUGGAAGAAUACAC